AUGUCUUCAUGCGAUUUAACUUCAGUAACUUAUGACUCACCUUCAAUAGCUUCCCAAUAUUCGUCUGAAAAAGCUGAGAAAGAUGCACGUCUAAAACAUCCUGGAGGAAGACCACCAGACCCUGUUUGGGAUCAUUUUUUUGCAACUCCAUUGAAAUCGUCUGGUUAUUUUGCUGCCAAAUGUAAAUAUUGUUCUACACAAUUUAAUCGUGGAUGUCCUAAUCAGCUUGAGAUAAUCUUGCAAAAGAAUAAAAUAAAUAUUAAUGAUUAUUGGAAAAAUGAAAAUCAAAUUUUGGCUGGUUCUAAAAAAGAGGCAGUUGAUCGUGCAAUUAUUAAGGCUUUUGCUAUGUGUGGGCUUCCAUUUUCCAUAAUUGAGAAUCCAUGGUUUAUUGAUAUACUUAAAUCUCUGCGAUCUUCAUAUACACUACCUACCCCUGAAUAUCUUGCCAACAUUUUAUUAAAUAAAGAAGUUAUUAAAGUUAAUUGGGAAAUUGAUGAAUACUUAAAAACUACAAAUAAUUUAACACUUG
This is a messenger RNA of Dentiscutata heterogama, 529 nucleotides long. The record is from the annotation of a GenBank genome assembly. Lineage: Eukaryota; Fungi; Glomeromycota; Glomeromycetes; Diversisporales; Gigasporaceae.